AUGAACAAGAUGAAACAACUAAAACAACUCAUUCCACCUUUACUUCCCCAAUUACAUAAGGGCCAGAGGGGCAAGCUUGCAGUGAUUGGUGGCUCCGAAGAUUAUACCGGUGCUCCUUACUUUGCCGGAUACUCUGCAAUGUUGGCAGGAGUUGACCUCGUACAUAUCAUCACUGUGGAAAGUGCAGCUUCAGUGAUUAAGACGUACUCUCCAGAUUUGAUGGUGCAUCCGUAUCGUGUUGAAAGACGGAACCAAAUAGUGGACUUAAUAUCCAAAAUGGAUGUCGUUAUUAUUGGCCCCGGAUUGGGACGUGAACGAGACGCCAUGGCAGAAUUAAUGUAUUUGGCAAUUGACCAAUUGGUUAAAAAUAAGACACCACUUGUUCUUGAUGCUGAUGCAUUAUACAGACUUGCAGUUGAUAAGGAACUACAAGAUCUGGUGCUCUCCAAUGAUACCAGCCAUUUGGUGCUUACCCCUAACGUGAUUGAACUUCGGAGGCUCGCUGACGCCUUCAAUGUUGAAACGGAGGCUCAGCUUGCCGCUAAACUAGGUUGUACGCUAUUGGCCAAAUCCCAAACGGACAAGAUAUUCAACACCGUCUUACUAGAGGAGCCACUGGAGUGCAAGGAACCGGGGAGUUUGAAACGAGUCGGUGGUCAGGGGGACACUCUGUCUGGGCUUGUUGGAGCGUUUCUUGCUUGGAACAGUAGUGUUCCAGAGAAGAUCCCGUUAUGCUGUCUUGCCGGUAGUACGGCAGUGAGGAUCGCCGGUCAUGCUGCUUAUGAGGAACACGGCAGAGGAAUGCUUGCUUCACAUUUACACAAACACAUUGAAGAUGCCAUCAGAAACAUUGAAGAUGCCGAAUAG
Pichia kudriavzevii is the source of this 867-nucleotide messenger RNA. RefSeq lists its product as uncharacterized. Gene Ontology annotation, biological process: metabolite repair. The record is from RefSeq and is a predicted model, not a curated record. The transcript has a single exon. Bases 1 to 867 code for a protein of 288 amino acids. NCBI's taxonomy places the organism in Eukaryota, Fungi, Ascomycota, Pichiomycetes, Pichiales, Pichiaceae. Gene Ontology annotation, molecular function: ATP-dependent NAD(P)H-hydrate dehydratase activity.